Messenger RNA from Knipowitschia caucasica, 459 nucleotides. The record is from the annotation of a GenBank genome assembly. Lineage: Eukaryota; Metazoa; Chordata; Actinopteri; Gobiiformes; Gobiidae.
AUGGUUAAACUGUUGUUGAAGGUGUUUCAUACGAGCACAACAGCGAAUUAUGCGAAACAAAUUGAUGGUGUAUGGCACACUGCCAUUGUUGUUCAUGGGAAGGAGUUCUUCUUUGGAGGAGACGGAAUAAAUCACUGUCCUCCUGGUAAUACUAUUUUAGGACCACCAGAUUCAACCGUGGACCUGGGAUCCACUGAAGUGCCGGAGGAAGUCUUUAUGGAGUACUUAAGUUCUCUGGGAGAAUCCACUUUUAGCGGCGACAAAUACCACUUAUUGGACCACAACUGCAACACAUUCAGCAAUGAAGUGGCGCAGUUUCUGACCGGACAGAAAAUCCCGUCUUAUGUAACGGACCUUCCAUCUGAAGUCAUGUCCACGCCGUUCGGGCAGGCUCUCCGUCCUUUCCUGGAGUCUAUGACCAUCAGCCCCGGAGGCAACAACGUCAGAGGUCAGCCAUAG